Molecule: messenger RNA, 534 nt
Organism: Cylicocyclus nassatus
Lineage: Eukaryota; Metazoa; Nematoda; Chromadorea; Rhabditida; Strongylidae
Source: the annotation of a GenBank genome assembly
AUGCCGCGGGCACUCCGAAUGUGGCACUGGAUAGUUUUUGCGAUCCUACCAGAUCUUGCGUAUGUUUGCGGUGAUGAUGAUGCUAAGGAUUGUAGUGGCCUUCGCGCCAGCCUCAGAACUCAGCUGAAGGAAAAGCUACCAGGACUGUUUCCACGAUAUGCACCGAGCUAUAGGAAGUCUCUCGGAUGCAGAGCUAGAACAGUGGGAAGAAAGUUUGCUAAUUGGGAAGAAAAAGUCAUGGAGAUGAAAAACAAAUCGGACGGGUUAUUUGACUAUAUCGUCUUCUCGAUGCCAAGAGAGGAACCACCUGGGACGAAAAACUGGAAUUUGAGCGGCUUAACCAUUACCGAAAACAAGAAAGAGGAGUUAAAGAAUAGUUUCUACACUAAAAUUGGAUGUGGCUCUGCGAAGGAUAAAGAAGGAAAGAAGCUAUUAUGUUUUCUUCGUUUCAAUUUGAAGGAGUUCUACGAAUGGGCUGCUGAACAGUCAGAUGGAAAGAAUUUGGAUCUCCCUCUAGGACACAUAAGAAUGUAA